This is a messenger RNA of Prunus mume (Japanese apricot), 1047 nucleotides long. The record is from RefSeq and is a predicted model, not a curated record. Lineage: Eukaryota; Viridiplantae; Streptophyta; Magnoliopsida; Rosales; Rosaceae.
AUGGCAUAUCGAAGAUGCUUAAUUGCAUCAAUCAAGUGCACUAAGUUUCUAUUGAGAGAAGGUCUUUCUUUUCGUGGAAAUGAUGAAAGUGUCACUUUAAGCAAUAGAGGAAAUUACUUGGAGCUAUUGCAAUUCCUUGUAGACAAUGAUGAGAAAGUUAAAGAAGUUGUGUUGGAAAAUGCUGUGGAGAAUCUCAAGUUAGUAGCUCCAAAGAUUCAAAAAUAUAUUGUCAAUGCAUGUGCUGGAGAAACACUUGAUGUUAUCAUGAGUGCAUGUGAUAUUUCUGUGAAAGAGCAAAUGGCUAUGGUGUUGCGUAAUGUAGACAACAAAGGGCAUGUAAUUGAAAGGUUUGUAGGGGUUCAACAUGUUACCGACACCACUUCAAGUACACUAAAGGAUGCCAUUGACAUGUUCUUUUCUUCCAACGGUUUGAGCUUUUCCAAGUUACAAGGACAAGGUUAUGAUGGAGCUAGCAAUAUGAGAGCACUUGUUGCCAAAACAAAGAAGAAUAUUGAUAUUGCCUCUUUCUUCACAACCACUAAUAGUGUGGUUAACCAUGUUGGAGCAUCUUGUAAGCGGCGUGAUACACUUAGAGCACAACUCCAAGAAGAGCUUGUGAUAGCUUUUGAAAAUGAUUGUCUUAUAACGGGGCGAGGUUUGCAUCAAGAAACAAGUCUCAAACGUGCUGGUGAAGCUCACAUUACGCUAUAUUGGGACUCAAAAAUGAUGUGUCACAAGCAUUGCAAAAGAAAGAUCAAGAAGAAUGCAAUGGCUUUGGUGAAAUCAUGCAAGGAAAAGCUACAUUGGAUGAGGAAUAAUGGGUUUGAUGCAUUGGUUGAAGAGGUGUCUUCAUUUUGUGACGAACAUCAUAUUGAUGUUCCUAACAUGAAUGAGGCAUUUCUACUUCUAAGGAGGUCAAGGCGUAAUGCUCCAAUAAAGACAAAUCAUCAUCAUUAUCGUGUGGAGCUCUUUAUUUAUGUCAUUGAUGAGCAACUUACGGAGUUAGAUGAUCUUUUUAAUGAGUUGAGAGGGCAUUUUCCGCCAUGA